Molecule: messenger RNA, 1622 nt
Organism: Rhododendron vialii
Lineage: Eukaryota; Viridiplantae; Streptophyta; Magnoliopsida; Ericales; Ericaceae
Product: flavin-containing monooxygenase FMO GS-OX-like 4
Exons: 7
Coding region: 89-1438 (449 amino acids)
Molecular function (GO): N,N-dimethylaniline monooxygenase activity; NADP binding; flavin adenine dinucleotide binding
Source: RefSeq, a predicted model, not a curated record
AAAGCCAAGAGAAAAAAGUAAUGAAAAGACGUAGCCCGAUUCCCUUCUUCCCGCGAAUCACACACGGAUCACGACCAAAACGACAUCAAUGACUACUGUAUUACCCAAGAGCGUCGCCGUCAUCGGCGCCGGCGCCGGGGGCCUAGUCGCCGCCCGCGAGCUCCGGCGAGAGGGCCACGAGGUGGUCGUCUUCGAGCGAGGAAACAAGGUCGGAGGCACGUGGGUCUACAACCCGACCACCGAAUCCGACCCGCUCGGCAUCGACCCGGCCCGGCCCGUGGUCCACAGCAGCCUAUACGCCUCGCUCCGGACCAACUUGCCCCGGGAGGUGAUGGGUUUUCGGGAGUACCCGUUCGUGGCGAAGAACGGGGCCCACAGGGACCCGAGGAGGUUCCCGGGUCACGGGGAGGUGUUGGAGUACUUGAACGAUUAUACGACCGAGUUUGGACUCGGUGAGUUGGUGCGGUUCGGUGCGGAGGUGAGGCGUGUGUGGUUGGAGGGUGGGAAGUGGAAGGUAAGGUCGACGGCUUGUGGGGAGCCGUUGGAUGAAGUUUAUGAUGCUGUGGUUGUGUGUAAUGGGCAUUAUACGGAGCCCCGAAUAGCUGAGAUUCCGGGCCUUGAGACAUGGCCAGGACUUCAAAUCCACAGCCACAAUUACCGUGUUCAUGAGCCAUUUCGAGAUCAAGUUGUAAUUCUAAUUGGGAGUUCUGCAAGUGCUGUUGAUAUCUGUAGAGACAUUGCUGGAGUUGCGAAAGAAGUCCACAUUGCUUCUAGGUCGGUUACAGACAGAACUAUGGGAAAGCUGCCUGGACACGAUAACAUGUGGCUUCAUUCCAUGAUAGAAAGUGCCCAUGGAGAUGGUACUGUGGUAUUCCGAGAUGGCAGUGCAAUCUGUGCUGAUGUUAUUCUGCACUGCACAGGGUACAAGUAUCAUUUUGCUUUUCUUGAUGUGAAUGACACUGUGACUGUGGAUGACAACCGUGUGGGGCCACUGUACAAGCAAGUUUUUCCGCCUCUCCUAGCCCCAUUGCUUUCGUUUGUCGGGUUGCCGUGGAAGGUUGCCCCCUUCCCCAUUUGUGAACUCCAGAGCAAGUGGAUAGCGGGUGUUUUAUCAGGUCGUGUUUCGCUUCCAUCAUCAGACGAGAUGAUGGCUGAUGUUGAAGCUUUUUACAGAACCUUGGACGCAUCUGGCAUCCCCAAGCACUACACUCAUAACAUUGGUGAUUCUCAGUUUGAAUACAAUGACUGGCUGGCUACUGAAUGCGGGUGUCCACCUUCUGAAGAAUGGAGAAAACAAAUGUAUUCCGAGACUGACAAGAACAGGAAGGUGCGGCCGGAAACAUACCGCGAUGAAUGGGAUGAUGAGCUCUUGGUUGCCCAAGCGCACGAGGACUUUGUCAAUUGCAGUUCAGAGGGAAAUGGAAACCUCUCUCAGUAACCGGAGCUCAGGCCCUCCUACAGCACAAGUUGUUGCAAGGAGGCACAUUUUUUUCUCCUUUCUAUCACAUUUCAUCUUUGUAUUUUUAUUGUGUGCUCUUUAGCUUCCUGUCAUUUCAUUUGUAAAGCCCAGUUUGAAUAAACUCAAAUAAAAAUAUAUCAAUUGUGUAUGGGUCCGCGAGGUA